AUGGAUCCUUCGAAAACUAGACCAAUUCAACUUCUCACUCCCGGCCCAGGACGGCACCUACAUGGCCGAAAUCCAAACCAACGAUUUAGACAACAUGGAAUGUAAGUUUUGAUGGUUUUUUUGCAGUUGAGGAUAUUAGGGAACUGUUCGGAUUGUUGUAACUUGUUUUUUGUGGUGAUUCAAUUGAUCACUGUAUUUUCAGGUAUUGCUCCAAGAUUUCUUCACUGCUUUUCGGAUGUAAAAUAAAAAAAAAGAAAAAAAAAAAUUAAAAAAAAAGAAAAAAAAAAAAUAAAAAAAAAACAUAAAAAUUUUUUUUUUAAGUAACCCCGUUUCGGAUGUAAAAUAAAAAAAAAGAAAAAAAUUAGAAAAAAGAAAAAAAUAAAAAAAAAGAAAAAAAAAUAAAAAAAAAAAAAAAAAAGAAAAAAAUAAAAAUAAAAAAAAAACAUAAAGAAUAUUUUUUUUAAGUAACCCGUAUCGUUCUCUUCUAAAUUUUACUCGCCUAAUAGUUUACUGCCCAUUUGUAACAAUGUAAGUUGUCAUUUCAUUCUUGAAUUUAUCCUGGAUUUUUAUUAAGUUGAUUAAUUAUCUAUUUUUUCAGAAACCCAUCUCUCGAAUCAGUGAAUCUUUGGAACACAUUUCCCGACCCUACUUUCAAUGUCCCAAUUCCGGCCCAGGACGGCACCUACACGGCCGAAAUCCAAACCAACGAUUUAGACUACAUGGAAUGUAAGUUUUGAGGGUUUUUUUUGUAGUUGAGGAUAUUAGGGAACUCCAGAUUGUUGUCACUUGUUUUGGUGGUUCUUCAAUUGAUUAUUUUAUUUUCAGAUUUUGAUCCAAGAUUUCACUGCCGUAUCCCUAAUGUUUACCACCCAUUUUUUACUAUGUAAGUUGUUGUUUCACCCUUGAUUUUACCCUGGAUUUCUCAAACUAAGGUCUAUAUUUUCAGAAACCUAAAGUUAGAAAAAAAGUCGACAUCACCUUCACUCACGCCACAUUCCCCGUUCCAUUUGCAACACCCAUCCUUCCCUCCCACUCGCACCGCACCCCUCCUCCAUUUCACUCCCACCACACUCCUCCCCCAUCACACUCUCUUCAGAAUGUAAGUUUCGUCGUUUAUUGGUAGUUGGGGAAAUUACGGAUAGCUUGAGAUUAUUGUCAACUCUUUUUUGAGGGUUCUUCAAUUUAUUCUUUUAAUUUGCAGAGAUCUCCAAGCCCUAUGUAACGGAUAA
Molecule: messenger RNA, 1229 nt
Organism: Bursaphelenchus xylophilus (pine wood nematode)
Lineage: Eukaryota; Metazoa; Nematoda; Chromadorea; Rhabditida; Aphelenchoididae
Source: the annotation of a GenBank genome assembly